CAUGUUCCAGAUUCUGCUUCGGUCCUACAUUUGCUUUAACAAGUGAAUCAUAUCAGAGAUUGCUAACGUCAUAAUCGCUACUAUAGAACUACUAUUGAACGUUUGUGUGUAGACAUACUAGUUUGGAAUACAAAUUUAUUAUAAUUCAGGUUUAUGGAUUUGCCAUUAAUCAUUGGAAUGGCAAUACUAGCAACCGUGCUUGGUGGGUACCUGGUUACCUCACUGAUUCUCUUCAAGUUCCCACAUUUGAUACAUAAGAAAAAGAAGCUGAAAUUCCGACCAGUACAUAUCAGUCAUAGAGGAGGUGCUGGAGAGAACUGUGAAAAUACCAUGAUGGCAUUUAAACAUGCGUUGAGUCAUGGUACACAGAUGUUAGAGAUUGACUGUCAUUUAACCAAGGAUGGAGAAGUUGUUGUGUCACAUGAUCAUCAUCUCCUCAAGAAGUGUGGAGCAGACUUUAAUAUAUCAGACUUAGAUCUCAAAAAUUUGCCGGAAUACAAGCCAGUAUUAUCAGUGGAUUUCAGACCAAGUUUCAAUAUUGAAUGUGGAGAGGAUAGAAAAAUACCUACCCUACGUGAAGUCUUUACAGCCUUCCCUGAAACACCAGUUAACAUUGAUGUUAAAGUUUAUAAUGAAGAACUUUUUCAUAAAGUACAUGAUUUAAUAAAAGAAUUCCAUAGAGAAGAUCUAACUAUAUGGGGAGGACGUCUCAGUGAAACAACAAAAGCUCUCAAUAAUCUGAAUCCGGACAUUCCUGUGUUUUUCUCGUUUCGCCGUGUGUUUACUUUGCUGUGUCUGUUUUACUCAGGGUUACUUCCCUUUGUACCAUUGUAUGAGUCAACUCUAGAGAUAAUCAUGCCAAGUAUAGCAUUCAAUAGCAGCAACAAAGGGGCAGAACUGUCAUGGAAGUUUAAGACAAUCCUUAGAAUAGCAGAUGUGUUAUUGAUGCGACCAGCUUUAUUUAAACACCUGGAUAAAAGAGGUAUACAGACCUACCUCUGGGUAUUAAAUGAAGAAGAUGAUUGGGGGAGAGCUUUCAAGUUAGGGGCUACUGGAGUAAUGACCGAUUUCCCAUCAAAGUUAGCCGAGUAUAUACGUAAGCAUCCCGAGCUAGGUAUGGGUGCUGCCAGUGAUAUUGAAAAUGUCGAAAAUCAACUUCUCUCAUCUAAACAGCCGGAAAUGGAGUAAACAGCAAUGUAGAACCACCAACAUGACUAAAAAUACUUAAGAAUGUUUGUGUUAAACAAGUGAGACCAGUAUUGAACAUGUUUAUUUACCCAGCUGAAAAAUGGCUUAACUUUUUUACUGUACAGUUUUUCCACUUUUAAUCAUUUUCAUUCAUGAAUUACAAUAUAGAAGGCCUCAAAUCAUGAUAUAACAAUGUGUUGUUAUUUAGGUACAGCCACUUUAAAUUUUGAUAGGCUGAUGCACAGAGUUAAAUGAUAAAUUAUAUAAAUCUGGUAUAAUAAUAAUAAUAAUAAUUUGUAAAAAUUACCUUUAUCAAAAACUUGAGAGAGGUUUUGAACUGAGAUAAGAACUACAAGAGUUUGUAACAGUGCAGUACUCAUAGCAAAAUCAAAGCAAUUUUAAGAUAUCAUAAUAUAUAAUGUUUUAAAUGAUGAACUGUGGGUUUUUAUAUUGAUGAUGAUCUUUAAAAUUUAUGAUCAGUCAGCAGUUAAGGUUGUAGUAUAGUGUGGUAAAGCUGCACGUGGCAAGCCACUGGCAAUAUUGUAAACGUUCUACUGUCACAGAUGAGAAGUUAGAAAAUUAGCAUUUUAAAGGUACAGUGAUGUUUAUACAAGAUGAUCUGAAGAGGUUGUUAGAAAGAACAAAGUUGAACUUCGCAGUUAACAGUUAUUGAAUUGGCUUGCCGGUCAAUAGUCAAAACUAUUGCCAAAGCUCCCAAAAGACUGAGGGGAUAUAGUUUUGACUAUUGACUAACAAUGCAUUCAGUAAGUGUUUUAUUGCAUGACAUUGAUCGAAAAAUAAAUUUUCAUAUUUCUUUUUCUUUAAAGUUUUGACUUCGACCCUUGAACUAUUGAAAGGUCAAUAGCACAGACUGUGGACUUACAAAUUAUAUAGAGAGUCAUGUAAUAGAAGGAGCUGUUGUUUGUGGAAUAGUCCUGAAUUUAUAAACUGUUCUGUUACAUUUUUUCUUGUUUUUAGUUAUCAUCAGGUUAUUAUUAGUGAUAAAUUGUGAUAUUGGUUUUUGUUUCUGUUUUUAUUUACAGUAUCUAUUUUGACAAAGGAUAUUAUACAUUUGUUUUUAAUUAUCACAGAAAUUACUGAUAAUAUGUUUUUAGGUUUCAAAGUCAUGUUUGAACUGCAUGAUAUACAAAUGUACUUUCAUUGUUGUUUUCUACAUCUAUUUUUGUAAACCUAAGAAACACCAAUCCUAAAAUUGUGUAUAAAAUAGCCAAAGUAUUUACAUAACAGAUGAUUUAUGUCAGAAUUGUUACCUUAUUUUGAGGCUCUUUUUGUACCAUAUUUUUUUAUUAAGGUACUGUAAAAGCACACAUUUUUGCUAGGUCAAAAUUUUGCGAAUUUGAAGUAUUGAGUGUGUUCGCAAGGUUAAAUAUUCUCAAAAUUGUAAAAAUGGUAUGCUACUUGAAUUUGAAUUAUACUAGUGGUAAAUAUUUACGCGAGAAUUGAUUUUUGUGACAUGUUGGGCCUCGCGAAUAGGGCCUCGCAAAUAUAGUGAAAAAUAAACCCUUGUGAACAUUUCUGCUUUUACAGUAAUGGACAGGUACUGACACUUGGCAAUUUCUGUGUGAAUAUUUAUUGUCGUUGGGCAAUUCAGAAUUCUUUGUUUGUAAAGGAGGUCAGUGUACACAUACCGUUUCAUUUAAAAACAGAAAAUGCGGAAAUUGCAUCAGAGAAUACAGGACAAAGUUGCAAUUAUUUUUUAUAAUCAUAAUUUUUUUUUUUCAAAUUAGUGGUAAGAUAUGUUAACUUAGUAGUGAAAAUUUUAGAAAGGCAAAAUGAGGCUUAUAUCUGCUGCAUUAAAUUGGCAGAAAUAUACAACUUGACAUCAAAGAUUUAUUUUCAUUAUAUACCUACAUAAAUUCUGUCAAAAAAUUGGCUUGUAUUUCACAAAUAUGAACAGGCAGAAAAAAAAUCCAUAUUGUACCUUUUAAAUUCCGUUUUGUACCUUCUGUAUUGUAUGCUGCCUGACUACUUUCAUUAAUAUGCAUGACCUGACACAGUUCUAUAAAUAGCCAACAUAAAAACUUCACUUAGUUCCAUUUUAAUAUUGAUAAACAUUGGAGAUUUUGUUCAAUAACAAAACACCAAACAAAAAGGUAGAGGUAUAUAAUAAAAGGGUCAUUAUAACAGUAGUUAGAUCUGGGAUUUUGUAUUUGGCUCUAGUGGAUUUUGCAAGGUUGGAUCACACUCGGCGCUUGUGCGCCUUGUAAGAUCCGAUCUGGCAAAAAUCCACACCAGCCGAAUACAGCAUCCCAGAUCGAGCUGUUGUUAUAAUAACCCUAUUAAAGUUUUUCUUAGCAAUUAUUUUAUGAUACUGUUUGAAUUGGUGUUUGCAAUGGAAAUUCAAGAAAAUGAAAGUAGGACUUUAAUGCUUAAAUGAUUUUAAGUUCGUGAAACAGAGUAAUCCCAAUCCGUGACUCUAGUUACCUUCCCUGACGGUAAUAUCAAACUGAAAUGAAAUGAUAAUUACGCAACUGGUUGGACUAGAAACAGAGCUGCUAGUGUGAUACGUGUUCAUAAAACAGCUAGUCAAUGAUCGUCAUUAAAGAUACAAGAUUAUUUGCAUUUUGAAUAGGAACUGUGUAAGAAAAAUCGUUAUUUCAUGCAUAUAAGAAUUUUUUUUUCGCACCAAAAUUGGUUUGACAGACAAUGCAAUAUUGUUUUCACAUUAUGUCAUAUAUAAACAUUUUCUAGUGUAAGCUUUAGGAGACUUCUUGCUUUAAUGUUGUAGUUAGUUGAUAUCUUGCUUUAAAAAUAACAGAUUUAAAUUUUAGAGGACAGUAAUAUGAUAUAUAAAUUUUUAGGCUUGACACAGGGAUCUUUGUAUAUGCAUGUACUACAUUUAGACUUGUAGCAUUCCAUAUUGAGAUAUAAAUGAGAAUGUGUUUUCACUGGCAUUAAAUUUCAUAGAUUUACGAAACCAGACAACCAAAGUAAAUAAGCCCCUUAUAAUUAUUAAUUUGAUUUCAGUGAAAAACAGCUAAGUUGGUAUCCAGUAUGGAAACUGAUUUGAAAUAUUGGAUUUGUGGUCUUAAAUUCUGCACUUCAGUCAAACAUUUCAUCAAAUAUUGGCCAAAAUUUACUAAUUAUGGUUUCUUAGCAUCUUUGUGUCAAACUGCUCUUGGGUUUAAAAAUAGAAACAGAGACAUAAAUGUUUUGGUAAAUUUUCAUGAAUAUGAAGAUUUCAUUUUUGUUUGUUAGAUUUUAAUCAAAAGAAUCACACAAAAGAUAUACUUUGUAUCAGUAGGCUUCUAUUUAAUUGAAACAAUUUUACUUCAAAUAAAUUAACCGCCAUUGCUUUUAGACAGAAAUCAAAUAAUUGACAAAAUGUCUACUUCUUCGAACCGUUUGAAAAUUGUCUUACCUUUAAUUUAUAAUGCGAGUAGUUGUAAUUGAUGUUAAAAUACAGUCGAACUUUGUUUUCUCAAACUUGAUUAAUUAAAAAUCCACCCUUCACUUGAACUUGUUGUCAGGCCCCAGCAAAUUCACUUUGUAAUGUCUAUUUUCGAUGACUCGAAUUACCAGUAACUCAAACCAAUUUGGUCGGUCCCAUCGAGUUUGAACAAAUGAAGUUCUGUUGUAUACUUGUAAUAUCUGUAAUUUUAGAAGACUUGUUGGGUGUCAAUCAAAAAUUUUGUUUACUGGUUGGGAUGAUAAACCUUGCACACUGAAAAAUUCAGUAUAUCAGUAUAACAAAUAUAUUUAAGAUAAACUAAAUUAUACCUUCUUUAUAUGGAGUGAUAAAAAUUUCAUCAAAAAUACUUUUUAAUAAAUUUAUGAAAGACUUAAGUUCGGUUUUCUUUAAAAGACACAGAAAGUCAAGGGGUUUAUGAUACCAUUUUAGCUUGUCUACAUGAAGUAUAUGGAGAGCUUAAUUUCACAUUCUAUUUUUGUAAUAGUUGAGCACACGACAGCUCUUGUUAAAGGAUGAUUUUUUCAUUCAAGAAAGUAAUUUAGAUGCUUCAUAUUCAAUGUCUGUCAGGGGGAUGUUGAUUCAACAAGAUUUGGGAUGUUUUUUCCAUUCUGAUGGCAAAUAUUCACAUAAAAUAGAUAUUUCUUUUCAGGAUUCUUUCGGACCCAUUUACAUGGCUUGUAAAUGGUGCCAAUCUUAUCGGUUUUGUUUAUAUGAAAUAAACGAUAUAAUCUUGCUUCUACAAAAAUUGCUGUUUAGUGCCUGUGUUUAUCAUUCCUACCGUUACAUGUGUUAAUUCAUUAAUUAUAUUUAAGUUUUGUUCAGAUUUUACUAUUAUUAAUGUUGACUUAUGUUAAUGCUUUAAAGUUUAAUUCUUUUAUUUUAUUUGUAGAAAUUUUUUAAAUAUAUUUGUAAAGAAAAUAUGAAGAAA
Messenger RNA from Mercenaria mercenaria, 5549 nucleotides. RefSeq names its product lysophospholipase D GDPD1-like. Gene Ontology annotation, molecular function: phosphatidylcholine lysophospholipase A1 activity; phosphoric diester hydrolase activity. The record is from RefSeq and is a predicted model, not a curated record. Gene Ontology annotation, biological process: glycerophospholipid catabolic process. The coding region runs from base 154 to 1188 and encodes 344 amino acids. Gene Ontology annotation, cellular component: endoplasmic reticulum membrane. The transcript has 11 exons. NCBI's taxonomy places the organism in Eukaryota, Metazoa, Mollusca, Bivalvia, Venerida, Veneridae.